AUGGAGUCUCCUUGGAUGCCGUCAUCCAAGAAGUUGGACCAAUUUGCCGGCAUGAUUACCGAUCGAGAUCGAAUCCCGUUGUUCGAUCGUGGGAAGAUUUGCCCACCUAAUUCCAGCACGGAAACUAUCCGGGCUGAGGAAGAAUUCUUCACCGAUGCGUUUUUCAAACAUCGGUGGUACAAAUGCAGCCGUGUUCGAGACGGAAAGGCCUUGGUGCAAGGAUGGAAUGCCCUCAUCCAUAACAUCGAGCGCAUUGGCCGUGAGGCCUGGCUCGGUAAACUUGAUGCAGCUCGCAUCAUAUUUGAUAAGCGCAACCCAGUCGGGGCGCGAUACAAGUUGCACCGGCUGUCAAGAGAGGCAGGAUUACCCUGUCUCUCGUGGGGUGAUUCGUGUCCAGGCUGCCUCGACAAUGCGAAUCGUUCCCCUAGGGAGAACUACCUCCCUAAUGAUCCCUACUGGAGGGCGCGCAUCUCUUCCGAUUUGGCCGAAGGGAUUGACACUUUGCAAUCCCUGUACUCGCGUUCGGUGAGGUAUUUUUCCGACGGCCAUUCUUCGAACGCAGCGGAUGAGUCUCUUCAUAUUGCUCGACGAGACUCAGGACAUCAACAAUCAGCUGGGCACGAGGCUCCCAGCUGUCUCACGCCGGUGGAUAGCCACGCCAGCGGACGAGGUAACUCGUCCGGACGCCAUUCACGUCGCGGUGGUUCCAAUACGCUCCACCAGAAAGCAUUGACCACCGCUUGA
Peronospora matthiolae is the source of this 744-nucleotide messenger RNA. The record is from the annotation of a GenBank genome assembly. Lineage: Eukaryota; Oomycota; Peronosporomycetes; Peronosporales; Peronosporaceae.